Messenger RNA from Aspergillus neoniger CBS 115656, 3190 nucleotides. RefSeq lists its product as uncharacterized. The coding region runs from base 322 to 2856 and encodes 844 amino acids. Lineage: Eukaryota; Fungi; Ascomycota; Eurotiomycetes; Eurotiales; Aspergillaceae. The transcript is spliced from 4 exons. Gene Ontology annotation, biological process: eisosome assembly. The record is from RefSeq and is a predicted model, not a curated record.
GUUCCUUCCCUUUUUCUGCCUACUAACCGAACUAACUAAACAGUACAGUGCUUUUACUUACUCAUACCCUUACUCUCCAGUACUACUACCACCUCAUGAAACUCUACCCACAGCAUCAUCGGCGUCAUUAACUUUAUCCCCUCCCCCUUCUUACAACAUCCACCUUUUAACGUUUCUUCCCUUUUGCUGCCUACCCUUUAACCUUUCCCAAUCCCUACCUUUUUCUCCUCCUCUUUUCCUCCCCUUCUCCUCCACCCAUCUCCUCUUCGUCAGGAAUGCCUCGCCUUCUUCUACCCUGUAGACGAUCGUCGUUAUCUUAUCAUGGCAACCACCCUUGAACAACCCGCGCCCGUCGAACGCGUUACCCUCGGCCGCUCCCGGUCUGCCCGCUUAGCGGAUCAAGCUGCGACAGCCGCUCUCUAUGUAACCCAUCCAGAACGGAAAUUAUCAGUCCGUGAGCCCUCGACAGCUGAAACGGAACUAGCCACCUUGAAGGCGACAGGCUCCCGCCCCGGAUUUAGCCAUGCAUCUGCAGUAGCCGCUCUCGCUCACGCCCAAUCCAAAGGAUCGGGGACAAAAGGUGCAGCUACAACACAGCAUGUGGAAGACAAGCGCGCAUCCGAUGUGCCAAGCCUGGAAGGCUACAAGGCUGCGGCCUUCGUUCUCAGGGACCGUCGGUCGAUCGUCAGCUCUUCCACUGGGCCGUCAGACCUCAAGUAUGACUCGUCCGGAGCUGGUCAGACGAUCGAAUCACGUUCCGGUACAACAGGCCGAGAUAGGACGCGUUAUGCGGUAACGGGUGCUUUAUAUGCUAACCGAAGGAGAGCCGACUCCGCCCCGUCAGAGGCGCCUCACGUGGGAAUGGAGGCGGGCGAAGUCCUUGGGGAUCUCGACAACGCCAUGGAAGCUAGUAGGAUCCAGCAUAUUGCCAACACCAAUGCACGGCUUUACACCGCUACCCCUCCUGUCGCACCAGAGCUCGACGAAUACAAGCGGAAGAGCAUCCUGCAGGCUGCAGCAGUCUCUAUGGCGCGUGACAUGUAUGCGGUUGUUGAGGCCAAGGAGCAGGGCCCCAUCAGCCCCAGUCGCAUGCGCUCCCAGCGGACCGCGACGGGAGCAGAGCCGAUGAUCUUGCAACAGGCUUUUAGCUUACAAGAUGCCGCAGAGAAGCGGGCGGCGGAGAAGUUGGCCAGCAUGCAGGAUGAGGCGGCCAUCUACCGCGAAUACUACGGAAUCGAGCCCCAGACAACGCGCUCUAGCUUACAGGUCCGCAGACGAAGGCUAUCAAUCGACAGUGAUGCUUCUUCGGUUGACGCAGAGAGAUCGAAGGAGAUCAGAAGCCAGAUGUAUAGUCUGCGAACAAAGCUCGAUGCGGUGGAUGAGCGCAGAGAAAAGGACCGCGCGCUCCUGAUGGAGGCUGCGAGAAGAAAUGUCGAUGCUACCAUCCAAGACAUGGAGAUGCGUGUUUAUGCAGAGACAGGGCGCGCGCCAGCCGCCAUGCAGAAGGAACUGGAGGAAACCGCCUUACUUCGCGCAAAGGAGAGACAGGAGACGGACGCGCAGUACCAAUUCGCCGACCGCGUGAAUAUCAGCUCACAGAAAUACGUCGACAUGGCAGAUGUGGAGGCUCUCGCUCGUUCCCGGUUGCAACCCACGUUUGAUGAAAUCACGGACCGUGCGGAAACGAAGCGAGCUAGGGAGAUGGAACAGCGUCUUGAUCAGGAAGAGGCUGAGAGACGAGAAGCCAUCCAACGCGAGCGAGAUGCCGACACAAGGGCAGAGGAGAGACGCAUGAGAGCUUCUUUGAGGACCGACUCCAAGUACAAAGAGGAGAAAGCCCGUUUGUGGAGCCGCAAGUCGAAGCGCACUUCCGAGAACGAAACCUAUACGUUAACUGGGGCUGUUGACGGAGCAGCAGAUGAGGCACGCGCUGAGACUGCGCCGCAACAGACGUCCACGGAGGGUGCUCAGGGGACAACUGCAGGCGCUGUUACGGAGACUGCUCCCGGCGAGGCCAUCUCAAAGUCCGAGUCGAAGCUGAGAUCAUGGUUCAAGGGUCGGCUAGGCCGUCGUCCGAGUGGACCUGCAGCAGGCGAGGCUACGAAGUCAGGCAAGGACACUCUGGAAGUGGUCCCUUCAAUAGAACCAGGGCCAGCGGCAGAACAGCCAGAGGCUCAGGUGAGUGAAACGGCAGAACAGCAACCAGAGACCCGGGUAGUUGAAGCCACGGGGCAGCAGCCAGAGACCCGGGCCGUCGAAGAGACGGAACAACCGCCGGAGCCCCAGGCAGCUGAGAGGGUGGAAACACAGGAAGCUCGAGAGAUCUCAAGAGCUGAGCCAGUGCAGAAAUCUGAAGACGAGGACGGGCGAGCUUGGGAUAUUGCUCAUCCAGAAGAGAAGGAACCUGAAGUUCCGGAACUACCGGCUGCUCCUGUUGUCCUUGAAGAAUCUGAACAGGCAGCUGCUGAGGACGGCUCGCGAGGAGCAGCGCUUCGAUCCCAUCCUGUGACCGCCAACGACCUUCGCGUUAUGAGUAAAAGGAUGUCAGUCAGCGAAGGCCAGGAUGAGAAGGAAGCUGUCAACCAGGCAGGUCAGGAAUCCGCUGGAGAUAGGCGCAGUCGUCUCGUGAGUGGGUUCAAGAAGAUUGUUUCCAAGAGCUCGUCGGAGGGUAAGGCUGAAGGGAUUGGCAGCAAUGAUAUUGCUCGUCGAAGCUCGCAGGCCAUCCCCACUCCGGGGGUGGAGACGGAGGAACGGCGGGCGAGCGCGGCGGAACAAGGCCUGUCUGUCCCAACAGUUCGGGCAAAGCGAGCGAGCAGCGGGACUGGGCGGGAAUCAAGGUUCUUGGAGAAGUUGUGAUUGAUAUGAGUUGAUCGUUUGUGUUGUCCAUUAUUCUAUUUGAAUGGGGGGCGCGCGGGGUGGGAUUUGAUCUUACUGUGUAGGAAUAUCUUUUGUGUUUGUACUGUGUACUUUUACCGGGGAGGGAACUGGGGUACAUACCACUAAUGUGUCGUCUUCUGACUGAUGUUACGGUGCUACUGCGAUGUACUUCUGUAGGGAUGGGUGUGUGUUGGAUGCGAUUGCUGUUUGCUGGGUGUUCAGUCGGAUCCAGGAUUGGGCAGACAGUGAUGGAACCGAGGAUGGAUUCAAUUCUGAUAACUAGUGUGCGAAUGACAAUGCAAAUGCUUGUAAC